AGACCUUUAAGGCUCGACUAAGGAUGGACAGGUACAUGAGUGAUUGGCCACUUCCAUUGAAAAUAGUACCAAAGUCAGGCCUUCAUUGGACGUACGGUUUAUCCCCACGGUGCCCCACGCAGGCUAUAUAGAAGACCCCUCAAGGAAUUUCAUCUUCAGAACUGAGAGUCAGUGUCAAAGUAAUCUACCUGGAAAUAUCUAUGAUGCAGUACAAUAAAUUCGUCGCUCUUUGCUUGGUGGCUAUCACCUUGGGCCAAGCUGCUUCACUACCCCAACAUCCUGUCUAUCAUCCUGAACAGUAUGCCCAGCAGCAGGUUAACGCUAGAGAUGAAAGAAAAUUCGCUGAAAAACCAAAUGCGAUGAAGAAAGUCGCUCUUGAUGACAUUGAUGAUAUUGGUUCUAAUCAACUUCAGGAAACAAAUGGGACUGGAUUUUCAUGGUCAAAUAUGUUGGGAAUGGUGAUGCAAAUGUUACUGGGACCAACAGCCAGUAUCACCGGACCAAGCAAGAAUGACAUCGAUGACGGUGCGCCUUCAAGCCCAUGGGCAAAUCUUUUGACAAUGGGCUUGAGAGUAUUGACAGCUAUCUUGGGUGGAAACCAACAAGCAGACGGUAUCGACAAAGUUGACCACAGUCCUAUGCAGGGCAUAUUGACAGCGGUGCUGGGUGCGUUUCUAGGACAGGGAAGACAUCCUGAUCAGGUGGCUACCAUGGCAAAACAAGCUACUGAGCAGUUUAUAAACAUUGUAAUGAACUUAUUGGAUGCAUUAAAGACAUCAUUCUCCCAUCGUUCAUUGACUGCACGAUCAUUGGGUAAACGUGAUGGUAUGUCUGAGGCUGCUGUUGCUUCUAUCACAAUGUUAAAGGGUUACAUGAGAUCGAUGAAAUCCUUCAGCAAUGUUGGCAGAAUGGAAGAGGAAGGACAAAGAGGAUGUGCUGAGCGUGCAUUAUGUGAAGCGAGUGCUGAAUGUGUUGCUGACAGCCAAGGAACAUCAAUGAUCUUCUGUCAACUUGGUUCAUACGCCACGAGUUAUCUUCUUCAACGACAAAGUGGUGUUGGUUUUGAGGCACUCUUCGAAGCAGGCAGACGUGGAAGAUCCGGAGAAGAUUGCAGAACACUCUUCAUGGACUGUAAUGCCGUCUGAAUGAAUCUUCCACAAUCAUUAUCAUAUUAGGUCAAUAAUACUCGUAAUGCCGAUUGCACUAGAUAAUAAUUUAAUAAUUUAUUUCAUUAAUUAUUAAAACAAAACAAUAAUCACAAUUAUCGCGUUGCGCUAAAAUUACCAUUAUUACUCAAUCAUUUGUUUUCGUAGACUGAGCAAACUUCGAAGCUUAGCUAAACCUUUAAUUCAUGUAUUUUAUUUAAUGAGUUUAACUAAACUUCGACGAAUCGAGCUAAUUUUUAUUUAUUACUUAACUAUUAUUAAUAUUAUUAUUUAUAUUUAUUUGAUCGAUUUUAUUGUGCGCACUAUAUAUUUUUUUCCAAAAGAAUAGAGUAUAUUUAUAGUUGUAUGCAUGAUGCAAGUUUAUUCACGUGGUAUUAUUUAACGUCUGCCGAGAAUAAAUUUUUUUAUUUAUUUGCGAGAGGAAGAUUAGCUGAGAUUAGCUGGCUUCGAAGUAGACAGGCAAAUAAUUGGCUUAGAUUAAAAUUCACAGUCAUUAAUUAGUUUUAUUACUAAUUAAUGGAAUUUUAAUUGAGGAUUAGCCCUCUCUUUUACAAAAGUUAGUAUCUCAGGACGAACUUUGUUUACUGAAAAUUGUUAAAAUGUAUAUAUUUAUUUUCUUUUUAUUGUUUCAUUGUCAAAAUACGAGACAUUAUUUAAAUUAGUUUUUUUAGAUAAUAGAAUGUAAUUAAGUUGUAUGUACGUGUAGUGUGAUUGUAAUCAAUAAAAAACAAUAUUUCAUA
Cotesia glomerata is the source of this 1906-nucleotide messenger RNA. RefSeq lists its product as uncharacterized. Lineage: Eukaryota; Metazoa; Arthropoda; Insecta; Hymenoptera; Braconidae. The coding region runs from base 201 to 1145 and encodes 314 amino acids. The record is from RefSeq and is a predicted model, not a curated record. The transcript has 6 exons.